Molecule: messenger RNA, 744 nt
Organism: Chanos chanos (milkfish)
Lineage: Eukaryota; Metazoa; Chordata; Actinopteri; Gonorynchiformes; Chanidae
Gene: emx2
Product: empty spiracles homeobox 2
Exons: 3
Coding region: 1-744 (247 amino acids)
Biological process (GO): central nervous system development; brain development; regulation of transcription by RNA polymerase II
Cellular component (GO): nucleus
Molecular function (GO): RNA polymerase II cis-regulatory region sequence-specific DNA binding; DNA-binding transcription factor activity, RNA polymerase II-specific
Source: RefSeq, a predicted model, not a curated record
AUGUUUCAACCCACACCGAAGAGGUGUUUUACUAUAGAAUCGUUGGUAGCGAAGGAUAAUCCUUUGCCAGCGUCGAGAUCCGAGGAGCCCAUACGACCAGCGGCUCUCAGCUAUGCAAACUCAAGCCAGAUGAACCCUUUUCUAAACGGCUUUCAUUCCAGCAGCAGGGGCGUCUACUCUAACCCGGACUUGGUGUUCGCGGAGGCUGUUUCACAUCCUCCAAACUCAGCAGUCCCAGUGCAUCCCGUUCCCCCUCCUCACGCGUUGGCUGCCCACCCGCUUUCGUCCUCACAUAGCCCGCACCCUCUUUUUGCGAGCCAGCAAAGAGACCCUUCAACUUUUUACCCAUGGUUAAUACACAGAUAUAGAUACUUGGGUCACAGAUUCCAAGGUAAUGAAACCAGUCCGGAAAGCUUCCUUUUGCACAAUGCACUGGCCCGAAAGCCCAAAAGAAUCCGGACAGCGUUUUCACCGUCGCAACUGCUGCGGCUCGAGCACGCUUUUGAAAAAAACCAUUACGUUGUCGGUGCGGAGAGAAAACAGCUCGCGCACAGCCUUAGCCUCACAGAAACUCAGGUAAAAGUAUGGUUUCAGAACCGAAGAACGAAGUUCAAACGACAGAAACUUGAGGAGGAGGGUUCGGAAUCACAGCAAAAGAAGAAAGGGACCCAUCACAUAAACCGGUGGAGACUGGCCACGAAACAAGGAAGCCCCGAGGAAAUAGACGUCACCUCAGACGAUUAA